Messenger RNA from Fonsecaea monophora, 408 nucleotides. RefSeq lists its product as hypothetical. Gene Ontology annotation, cellular component: ribosome; cytosolic large ribosomal subunit. Gene Ontology annotation, biological process: translation. Gene Ontology annotation, molecular function: structural constituent of ribosome. Bases 1 to 408 code for a protein of 135 amino acids. Lineage: Eukaryota; Fungi; Ascomycota; Eurotiomycetes; Chaetothyriales; Herpotrichiellaceae. The transcript is spliced from 3 exons. The record is from RefSeq and is a predicted model, not a curated record.
AUGAAGUUUCUCAAGGUCGGCCGCGUGGCGAUCAUCACUCGAGGCCGGUAUGCCGGAAAGAAGGUUGUCAUCAUCCAGCCCCAGGACUCUGGCACGAAACAGCAUCCCUUCUCCUACGCCCUCGUCGCAGGCAUCGAGCGUUACCCAUCGAAAGUCACUCGCCGCAUGGGCAAAAAACGAAUGGAGAAACGAUCAAAAGUCAAGCCAUUCAUCAAGAUGAUCAACUACAACCACAUCAUGCCUACACGAUACACGCUAGAACUCGAAGGACUGAAGAGUGUCAUUUCGAACGACACAUUCAAGGAGGUCUCCCAAAGAGAGGAUGCCAAGAAGAACGUCAAGAAGGCCUUGGAGGAGAGAUACCUGAGCGGCAAGAACAGAUGGUUCUUCACGCCUUUGAGAUUUUGA